AUGGUCGACGUCAGGUCUAAAGGAGCCAGCAAUAUGCGCUCGCUCAAAACAGGGUCCUCAAACACGAUCUUGGCAGCAUCUGGGUCGCAGAAAACGUUGAACUCGGAACAGCCGUUCUUGUUGAACUUGGCCAGACCGCCUCCCAUGAUACUCAGACACUUGAUCUGCGAUCUUAGCUCGGGAUAUUUCGUGAAGAACACCGCGAUGUUGGUCAGUGGGCCAAUGGCAGCAAUUGCCAGUUCUCCUUUGUGUGAUUCAAUCUGUUCCUUGAGGUACGGGAAGAAUUCCUCGGGCUUUCUAGCAGGGUGGGCCGGCUGCGGAAGUCUGUCGCUACCGUUCAAACCAGUAGGACCAUGGACCUCUGGACAGUAUUCAGGCUCGCGGUUCAACGGUCUAGCUGCUCCAGGAAACACAGGCACGUUUGGCUUUUUGAUGACGGUUAGGAAUUUCAAAGCGUUCUGA
Molecule: messenger RNA, 462 nt
Organism: Ogataea philodendri
Lineage: Eukaryota; Fungi; Ascomycota; Pichiomycetes; Pichiales; Pichiaceae
Exons: 1
Coding region: 1-462 (153 amino acids)
Source: RefSeq, a predicted model, not a curated record